GUGAGCGACUAGCGGUACUGUACUCCGGCCGCUUCAAAUAUUUCAAGUGCAAAGGAUCGAUCAAAAUUUGCUGAUCGAUUGACGGUCGAGGGCGCCGCCAUGUCACGCCUGGUGUCAACCACCUUCACCUUGGCGAUUUGCGUCGCCGUGGUAACCGCCGAUGAUAAAACAUUCUACACCAGCAAUGCCUUGGCCAACAUGCGCUACGACGUCACCCUUCCGAACGGUGUCAUAACCCCUACCACUGACAGCACGGUGUGCCAAGCGAUAUGCUCACAGAAUGACAAUUGCGACGCCUACGCAUACUCCAGCUUCCACAAGACAUGCCAGAUCUACCAGAGGAACAUGACCGUACAUACUGUCUUCCAGAACUCCUACAAACUUUGGGUUCUGCUAAAGAGUUCAGACAAAGGCUACAUGCUCGUCGGCACCGAUUACUUGUUGCCGGUCUACGAGAUGAAAAAUGCUGCCGAUGGAACAAAACGUUGCAAAAACGAAGGAGGAGACUUGGUAGCCAUCAAGAGCCAGGACAUGAACGACUACAUCACUCAAAAUAUAUCACUUGCCACCAUGGCUUCUUACUUCUUCAUUGGACUGUCGGAUGAGGUGGAGGAGGGAAAGUGGCUCUACCCUGAUGGUAGCGUUCAGGGCGAUUUCGAUAGCUGGGCUUGGAACGGCAUGUGGGAACGACGCGACAAGAACUGCGCCAUCAUCGGACUGAACGGCAUGUGGAAACACGAAAACUGCGGAAACGUCAACUACUUCAUCUGUCAGAUCCCUAUAUUCUAGGGAUGAACCCCAUCCAUCAGAUAACUAUGUUCUAGGGAUGCACCCUAUCCAGAUCCCUAUAUUAUUGGGAUGCAUACUUCUGUCAGACCUUUGUAUCCUAGGAUGCACCCUAUCCGCCAUAUAACAUAACAUAACAUAGUGAUGUCGGCGCUAAGGACUAGGCCUGG
Hyalella azteca is the source of this 956-nucleotide messenger RNA. Its product is annotated as C-type lectin domain family 4 member M. Lineage: Eukaryota; Metazoa; Arthropoda; Malacostraca; Amphipoda; Hyalellidae. The coding region runs from base 100 to 789 and encodes 229 amino acids. The transcript has 7 exons. The record is from RefSeq and is a predicted model, not a curated record.